This is a messenger RNA of Lates calcarifer (barramundi perch), 1077 nucleotides long. Its product is annotated as probable pancreatic secretory proteinase inhibitor. The transcript is spliced from 4 exons. Gene Ontology annotation, molecular function: serine-type endopeptidase inhibitor activity; protein binding. The record is from RefSeq and is a predicted model, not a curated record. Lineage: Eukaryota; Metazoa; Chordata; Actinopteri; Centropomidae. The coding region runs from base 638 to 880 and encodes 80 amino acids.
CUGUUUUAAUAACAUUUUUAUUUGAUCACAUUUUAUUGUGUUUUAUUGUUUUCAGAAGUAAAACUUUUGGAACAGUGAUUGUUUUCAGUUUAACUUCAGAGGCAGCAUUUUAUCAUCAGAGCAGAGAUUGUGUUUAUUGCUUUGUGUAUUUGAUGUUUUCAGACAGAAUGACUCUAUAAAUGUAGAGCUCAUUUUUCUGCUGUUUUGUUUUUGCUCGCCAGCUUUUAAUUUCUGUGUUUUUGUGAGUCUGUUGUUGUGCAGACUUGUGACAGAGCGACUUGUUUUUCUGCUGUUAUAUUUGUGUCAGAGUCACUCUGUGUCACUCAUCGUCCUGACAGUUUUCACUCAGUCAGCGAUAUUUCAGAGCAGACAGAAUGUUGAUCCAGAGAUUAAAGCCUGAACAAAGGUCUGCAGCAGCCGUCACAACAACAAAAGGUCACAUAGUUUCAGAUGACAACAUAGAACCCGUCCCCUAUAUGACAACAGCAUGCCAACGCCAAACAUCACAACCGCAGAGAACCUGAACACGGACACAUCAGCAGCCAAUCAGACAACAGAAAACCCACAAUCAACCUUCUCUCAGACACUUUCAGACCAUUUCAUCUGAUUUUGUGGUUUAAUUAGAGUUUUCAUCAGGAUGGUUGGCAGGACUCUUCUGCUCAUUUGUAUGGCCGUUUUCGUCUGUGCAGAUGCUCAGGAUCAAUCCAGACUCUACAGGAGGCCUUCCUGUGUAGGGAUGAGCGUGACUCAGGCGUGUCCUCUGAAUUAUUCGCCGGUGUGUGGCAGUGAUGGCAUCACCUACCCCAACGAAUGUUCACUGUGUGUCCACAGACUGGAGAAAAAUGCUGACAUUUUGAUUGUGAAGGAAGGACCCUGCUGAAGAUGAUAUCAUCACACUGCUCCCUAACCAAUGACAUCAUCACCUGGCUUCUAUUUUGAAUGUAGUUGUUAGCUGUAGCACACCCACACAUGGCUACUCAUAACUCAAAAACAUUAAUUGUACAACAGUUUGUUUUAUAUUUUCAUAUCUCUGUACAGACAUUUUUCAUUGAAAUAUUUGAUCAAUAAAUACUUUCC